AUGAAGAGGGGGAGGGGCCUGAGGAGCAGGGCGGGGCGAUCCGCGCAGCAGCAGCAGCUUCAUCCCGCGGACCGACACCGACCUCCGCCUCCAGGCCGCGGCUCCGAGGAGAACCGGGAGGGAGACGGUGAUGAAGAGGAGCAGCUGAGCGCGAGCAGCGCUGCAGCAGAGGAGGCGCCAUUGUUUGGAUGCGCAGCAGCCGGAGAGACCGGGAUCACCAUGCCCCCCCCCCCGCUGCUGCUCGCGCUCUGGAUGCUCUGCACCCGGGGCGCGGGGGCGUUUCAGGCGUCCCUGGAUGAAGACGGGCUGGUGGUGGCGAGGCUCGAGCGCUCCGACCUGCGGCCCGGCGUCUCGGCGUACGCCGCCCAGCUGUCCGGGGAGCCUCGGCUGAUCCUGGUUCCGUUUCAGAACACCAGCGAGCCGCUUCUGUUCAACACGUCGCUGCACGGGCUCUGCUACAUGGUGGGGCUCCGGCUGAAACGGGGCCAGACCUGGUCCAGACCCGUCAGGACCGUCCCGGUGCUCACAAAGCCACUUCCUGUCCGCUGGGUCCAGGUCUCCGACUACCGGGAGUCUCCAGAGACCGGCGUGGUGUUUCAGAUGGAGCCUCCAGCAGGAACCGUCUUCAGCCGCGUGAACAUCAGCUUCAGCGAAGCAGCCGAGCGCCGCUCCAUGCUCUACAAAGAUUUCUACAAAGGGAAGACGGUGUUCAAACACUGGUUACCUGGCGUGUGUUACCGGAACAUCACCUUCAGGCUGGUGUCUGAGGUCACCGUGUACCGGAAGGCCCUGGUGACCCUCAGUGACAUCACACACUCACCUGUACACCACCGAACAGUGCCCUACCCCCCCCUCAACAUGUUCCAUAAGAUCGUCCUCCUGAGCCAGAGGACGCUGUCAGGUGACCCAGACGUGGCUCCUCCUGAGGGGCCCGAGGAGAACCAGCGCGCCUCCCAUCAAGCCCGUGACCUCCUAGAGGAGCAGCAGGAGGAGGAGCAGCAGGAGGAGCAGCCCUCUGAGGGGGCUUCCAGGCGUGUUCCCUUCAGCCCAACACGGAGUCUGACAGGCACCAACCAGACUCUGAGCUCCUGGCUGGACCCCACCACGCCGCCUCCUGCCGAGGAGGAGGAGGAGUUUGUGAACGGCGUGGUGGACUACGAGGACUCCAACGAGCCCGGUUCAGCCAUGGGGGUCCCCUCCCAGGCCUCCGGCCUGACCCCCAUGACCCCCAUGCUGCUGGAGCUGCGCUGGCAGCCCCCGAGACCCCCGACCAGCUACGAAGGCUUCAACGUCUACAUCUCCAGAGAAGGUAACUCCUCCCUCAACGCCACCGUGGAUGAAAACACUCACGAUUUCUUCUCCGAGCUGACGGAGUCGGGGACGUACCGCGUCCGGGUCGCCACGCUCAGCGCCACCGGGGACUGUGAGGCCCGGGAGAGCGGCGGCAGCACCGGCUUCAGCUUCUACCUCAGUCCAGCCGGGGAGGUUCUGGAGGAUCUCCGGCAGCGCCCCCAGGCCGUCGGCGUGCGGCUGCUGGGCUCCAGCACCGCGCUGGUCUCCUGGGCUCCGUCCUCAGAGACCCACAGCGGCAGCCUGGUGUCGGUGGUCUCCACCACCUGCCUCCGCCCGGCUCCCAGCCAGAGGAUGGAGAGCACGUACUGCAGCGAGGAAAACUCCACCAGUGACAUCAUCAGUCACCUGACCCCCGGGGCCCAGUACCGGGUGGUGGUCCGGCACACCAACGGGCCGCUGACCAGUCCGCCGUCAGAACCCGUCAUCAUCGACAUCCAGCCCUCCGGGGUGCUCCAGCUCUCCGUCUUCCCCCUCAGCCCCACGGCGGCGGUCCUCAGCUGGCAGCGGCCGUUCCUCGUGACCUUCAGGAAGUUCGUCCUGCAGAUGUUCUUCUUCAACCCGGUGACCUUGAGCUCCGAGUGGACGACCUACUACGAGAUCUCAGGCAGCGCCUCCGUCAUCCAGUAA
Molecule: messenger RNA, 1980 nt
Organism: Pseudoliparis swirei
Lineage: Eukaryota; Metazoa; Chordata; Actinopteri; Perciformes; Liparidae
Product: receptor-type tyrosine-protein phosphatase O-like
Exons: 10
Coding region: 1-1980 (659 amino acids)
Biological process (GO): peptidyl-tyrosine dephosphorylation involved in inactivation of protein kinase activity; axon guidance; regulation of glomerular filtration
Cellular component (GO): plasma membrane; glutamatergic synapse; GABA-ergic synapse
Molecular function (GO): Wnt-protein binding; cadherin binding; protein tyrosine phosphatase activity
Source: RefSeq, a predicted model, not a curated record